Messenger RNA from Malassezia globosa CBS 7966, 543 nucleotides. RefSeq lists its product as uncharacterized. The record is from RefSeq and is a predicted model, not a curated record. Gene Ontology annotation, biological process: transsulfuration. Gene Ontology annotation, molecular function: carbon-sulfur lyase activity; pyridoxal phosphate binding. Lineage: Eukaryota; Fungi; Basidiomycota; Malasseziomycetes; Malasseziales; Malasseziaceae. Gene Ontology annotation, cellular component: cytoplasm. The transcript has a single exon. The coding region runs from base 1 to 543 and encodes 180 amino acids.
AUGGAGACGUUUCUUUUGUUGCGAUCCUUGCGUACGAUGCCUUUGCGUGUUCGCCACCAGUCGAAGACAGCCACGAGUCUCGUGCAGUUCUUGCAUAGCCUAACGGCAGGAAAAGACCCUAUUGAUCCUGUCUCUGACAAAAUUUCCAAUGGCAAAUUUGUGAAGCAAGUAUGGCACUCUUCUCUCCAGCCUCGUGAAACCUACGAUGAAGAAGUUGCAGAAACUGCUCAAGAGAACCAUGCAUUUGACCCGUCCUCACAACUUCCCGAUGGCGGGUCACCCACCUUUGGUAUUCUCCUAGCGAAAGCCUCGUAUGCAAAAUAUGUCGCACAUUUCCUCACAUAUUUUGUUCCUGCUACAUCUUUGGGCGGUGUCGAAUCAUUGAUAGAACAACGCGCCGUUGUUUCUUCAAGGGCCGACGAAAGAAUUGUUCGAAUAUCUACAGGGUUGGAAGAUCUCGAUGAUUUGAAAAAGGAUCUUGCUCGUGCAAUGGUAGCUACCAUCCAACACGUCGAGAACAACCCAAACGAAGCGUCUGAGUAG